AUGGCUUUAGAUUCACCAAGCCUCACUCCUCCUGGAGGAGGAGGAGGAGGAGGAGGAGGAGGCGAGAGGGCAGAGGGAGGUCAAGGAGACCGUCCGGUGGUCCGGGAGCUGUGGUUCAUCGUGGUGAUGGCGGCCAUAGCCCUGCUGCUGCUGGCAGUGGUCUUAGCUUUCAUCCUCCAUAAGGCCCUGAAUAAAGCCCCGUUCUCCAGAGAGAGACCCCCGCUGGUCGCCCUGCCCAUGCAGAAGAGGAGCCCCAUGGCCGUCUACCCACAGAGCACCUCUGUUCUGUUCGACACCGUUCCUGACACCACCGGCUUCUCCAACACUGUCACACUCAAGGGUUUCACCCUGAAGAUGGAGGAAGUGCUGGAAGUUAAAUGUGAGCCGGUCGACGAGGCGGCGCCGGCAGAGAUGGGCGUCCCGAGCGUGAACUCGCUGAGACGCAGCGUGAGCCAGGUGAUGGACGGCAAGUCGCUGGCGGGGGACGAUGAGGCGUGGGACCCCAACGUCUCAGGCCACGACAGCGGGAUGUUCAUGGACGAUGAGGAAUUCGUCGACACCGUCAAAGGCUUCAGCACCGUGAGGAAGGAGCACACCAUGUUCACCGACACCAACCUGUGACCCGGCGGCUCGCCCUCGCCCUCGCCGGACUCCAGCUCUGAAUGUUUAACAUUGUGUCCAGCGAGGCGUCCUGGACGAGACGCCCGCCGCGAGGACGGGAAUAAACGACGGGAUCGCCGGAGCAGCUGGGAGGUGAAGAGGAGGGAAAUGUGUUCCUGACAUUUCAACACAGCUGGACGACAAUCACACAAAGGAGCUGCGAUGGUGGAAAGGUUCUUCGAAAGGUCAAGUCAGCGACAACCCUCCUCAGUUCUGUGUGCGACAGAACACACUGCACAAACUGAGGAAGAGAUAGAAAUGUAUCUAUAUCUCUCCUGCAUUUUUAUUAUCAUGUUACUUUUUGAAGAAUUGAUGUGUU
This is a messenger RNA of Salarias fasciatus (jewelled blenny), 979 nucleotides long. RefSeq names its product usherin. The transcript is spliced from 5 exons. The record is from RefSeq and is a predicted model, not a curated record. Lineage: Eukaryota; Metazoa; Chordata; Actinopteri; Blenniiformes; Blenniidae. The coding region runs from base 1 to 621 and encodes 206 amino acids.